AAUUUAUGCAAAUCAAUGCAACAAUUUCAGGGUCCAACCUUUUCCGAAUUGUGCACACUGAAAUUGUUGCCACUUCUAUCUGCCAGGAACAGCUUGUAGCAUACAGAUUAUGAUUUGCGAAAAGUGUCCCCAAGCCGAACCGCUUAUCUGACUUACACCACCGUGUAAUUCAUGUCACAUGCUGCUCAAACAGCAAUCCCAAGUGCAUCAGCAUCUCGCCAACAUGCAGUGCGCACCAAACGGUGCGCCGGAUGCGCUUCGUUAACCGUCGUUGGAAACUGCAUCCAUCUGCGCGCGCGGGGUUUGAAAAUUUUCCCUCUUUUAGCAGCUGGUUAGUCGCCAACAGCAGUGCCACCGGGCGAGUGCAAGAUGCAUCGUUCCUCCACGUGGUGUCGCGAGAUUGUGAUCUUGAUCGUCGCGUUGAAGUUGUGCUACGUGAAUCUGUGCUCCGGUGAUUGGGUGGAGAUUCCCUUUUUGCAGCCAUCGACGACCACCCAGAAGACAACGAUCAUUCGGAAGAACAUCAACCGUCCGGUGUUUGCGGUUGAUUCGGGAUUUAUGAGCCAUGUGCUUCCGCCAUCGUUCGCGAUCGCCAGUGAUCGCGAAUCGGAGGAAUCUGAAGAAGAAGAAGAAGAUGGUGAAAUCUCUCCUCAAUCUCCGAUAAAUUAUGCCACGUUGUCGACUCCUGUGAGGAUUACCAGUUUAGUAGAUUUUGAGGAGUUCAGACGACGGUCUACAACCACCAGUACAACCGAGUCGCCGUUCAACGUAUUUCCGGAGAAAUACUCACAUUUUCAGAAACGGAUCUACGAGUAUCCGCGAGUGAAUGUGUCCACCAAAUUGGGAUGGAGUUCGCCGAAAGACGAGAUGCACUUUGUGAUGAGUUCGGAUAAGACUUCCCCGGGUCAAGUUGAUCGUCAACCCAUGAGCAACAAAUAUCAGGAGGAAUCGAUCGAGUACCUGAAUGGAGUGGCUCCUGGAUCGAUGCCUCAUCGACCACCUUACCAGACAGUGAAUGAUCGAGUUGAGAUACCAGUCCCUUCCUCCACGGGGGAAAACGACCGUCAAUCUGAGGAAUCCAGCUCAUCUGAGGACAAGGACAUCUACUCGUCUAACCCAAAUCGAACUGUGGAAGAACGUCCCCUAGACAAGGAUCGCUUCCACGACUUCGACGACUACGACGAAGUGCAUCCCCUAGAAUCGCUCAACAAUGUGACCAUAGUUAAGCGUCGCAGACGACCCGGUCCGCAGGGACAGGUGACUAUUGUGAAGGUUUUCCCUCCGAGAAGACAUCAUCUUCGCCCAACGGCGGAUCCUAAUAGCGAAGGGGGCUUUUCCGGGUUCGUGAAUUUCCUGAAGCGCAUGCAGGACAAGUUUAUGCAGCGAACGGCCAAGAACAUCGGCGACAAGAUCAAAAUUCUACAGGACUUGAAGGAUCAGUUACUGCUGAGCAUCGAACGAAAAAUGACCACUUUGUGGCGCGAUCAAAACGAGCAGACUGGAGAAGAUGAUCAAAAGAAAGGUAAUCGUCGCGUGAAACGGGGCGGAGGCGGUUGGAUGGAUUACGGAGACCAUGGUGGUGGUCACGGUGGAAUGGACUUCCCGUCGGCGGAAGCGGCACAGCUGACGAUUUCCUUCCUCACAUUUGCGGUUUUUCUAAUAAAGUUGGUUUUGCAAGUGAUCAAUACGAUCAAGUCGAAACAUUACACGUACAAUUCGCUGGCUGGAUUGAAUGGGGUCACUGGGGCUACGUUGAAGAUUGUCAACCGAAGUAGAAGAAGCACUGAUCCCAACGCGGAUGAUCAUUGGAAGCUGAACAUUUUGAGUGCGAUUAACAAUUAUAAAUUCUCAUGAGAUAGGUAUAUUUAUGAUAAACACAAAGACAUUAACGAAAACUCUA
This is a messenger RNA of Aedes albopictus (Asian tiger mosquito), 1900 nucleotides long. RefSeq lists its product as uncharacterized. NCBI's taxonomy places the organism in Eukaryota, Metazoa, Arthropoda, Insecta, Diptera, Culicidae. The coding region runs from base 370 to 1854 and encodes 494 amino acids. The record is from RefSeq and is a predicted model, not a curated record. The transcript has 3 exons.